AUGCCUGACAUCGAAGAAGUUCAACCUAUGGACGAAGAGGCCGAAGCUGAAACCUUCGCGUUUCAAGCCGAAAUUGCGCAGCUUAUGAGCCUGAUCAUCAACACUUUUUACUCCAACAAGGAAAUCUUCCUGAGAGAGUUGAUUUCUAACUCUUCUGAUGCCUUGGAUAAAAUCCGUUAUGAAAGUCUCACUGACCCAACCAAGCUUGAUUCCUGCCAAGACCUCAAGAUYGAAAUUGUUCCCAAYAAAGAGGAAAACUGCUUGAUCAUCCGUGAUACUGGUAUUGGUAUGACCAAAGCUGACCUGGUCAACAAUCUUGGUACUAUUGCAAAGAGUGGCACUAAAUCCUUCAUGGAAGCUUUGAAGGCUGGUGCAGACAUCUCUAUGAUAGGUCAAUUUGGUGUUGGUUUCUACUCUGCAUACCUGGUUGCCAGCAAAGUAGUGGUACACACCAAGCACAACGAUGACGAGCAGUAUAUUUGGGAAUCAGCAGCAGGAGGUUCUUUCACCGUCCGUCGUGACACUGGUGAGCCACUUGGCCGAGGAACCAAGAUUAUGUUGUACAUGAAAGAAGACCAAAUGGACUACAUUGAAGAGAAGAAAAUCAAAGAGAUUGUCAAGAAGCACAGCCAGUUCAUUGGAUACCCAAUUGGCCUACAGCUUGAGAAAGAAAGAGACAAGGAGGUUAGCGAUGAUGAAGAAGAGGAGGAAGAGAAGAAGGAGGAAGAUGCUGAGGAGGAAGACAAGGAUAAACCAAAAAUUGAAGACGUAGAUGAGAAUGAGGAAAAAGAGAAAGAAAAAAAGAAAAAGAAAAUCAAAGAAAAAUACACCGACUUGGAGGUACUGAACAAAACAAAGCCAAUCUGGAUGAGAAACACCGACGAAAUCACCAAUGAAGAAUAUGGAGAGUUCUACAAGAGUCUGACCAAUGACUGGGAAGACCACUUGGCUGUAAAGCACUUCUCUGUGGAAGGACAGCUUGAGUUCCGUGCCCUUCUCUAUGUUCCUAAGAGAGCACCAUUUGAUCUCUUUGAAAACAAGAAGAAAAGAAAUAACAUCAAGUUGUAUGUUCGACGUGUGUUUAUUAUGGACAAUUGUGAAGAUUUGAUUCCUGAAUAUCUUGGAUUCAUUAAGGGUGUUGUUGACUCUGAAGAUCUUCCUCUAAACAUCUCAAGAGAAAUGCUUCAACAGAAUAAAAUCCUCAAAGUCAUCCGCAAGAAUCUGGUCAAGAAGUGUCUGGAGCUUUUCAACGAAAUUGCAGAAGACAAAGAUAACUACAAAAAGAUGUACGAACAAUUCAGCAAAAACAUUAAACUUGGCAUCCACGAAGACAGUGUUAACAGGGCUAAGAUCGCAGAGUUACUGCGAUACCACUCGUCCACAUCAGGUGAUGAAAUGACCUCAUUGAAAGAUUACGUUUCACGCAUGAAGGAUAACCAGAAAGACAUCUACUUCAUCACUGGUGAAAGCAAAGAGCAAGUUGCACAUUCUGCAUUCGUAGAAAGAGUCAAGAAGCGUGGAUUUGAGGUCCUUUACAUGGUGGAACCAAUUGAUGAGUAUGCCGUCCAGCAACUUAAAGAGUAUGAUGGCAAGAAACUUGUUAGUGUUACCAAGGAAGGUCUUGAACUCCCUGAAGAUGAGGAUGAGAAAAAGAAGCGAGAAGAAAAGGUUGCACAAUAUGAAAAUCUCUGCAAGAUCAUCAAAGACAUCUUGGACAAGAAGAUUGAAAAGGUAGUAGUAUCCUCUCGUCUUGUCUCUUCUCCCUGUUGUAUUGUCACAAGUCAGUUUGGAUGGACUGCAAACAUGGAGCGUAUCAUGAAAGCCCAAGCUCUGCGUGACAACAGCACCCUUGGUUACAUGGCUGCCAAGAAACACCUAGAAAUCAACCCUGACCAYGCUAUUAUGGAAACAUUAAAAAGGAAAGUUGAAGAAAACAAGAACGACAAAUCAGUCAAAGAUCUCGUCAUGCUUCUCUAUGAAACAGCUCUGAUGUCUUCUGGAUUCACACUCGACGAUCCUCAGGUCCAUGCUGGUCGUAUCUACAGAAUGAUUGGACUUGGUCUUGGUAUUGAUGAAGAUGCUGAAGCUGAAGCUGCCACUGAUGAUGCAGUAGUUGACGAUAUGCCACCCCUUGAAGGUGAUGACGCAGAUGAUGCUUCUAAGAUGGAAGAAGUCGACUAAGUUAUUCAAGCUUACAGAUGCUAAUAGAAUGAACUAUGCUGCAUUGUUCGCUUUGCAACAAGUCAUGCUCAACAGUUGAAUUCAAAAAGCUCGAACAUUCAAAAGUACUACAAUUCAAUAGUGCAAUGGUCAUAUUAGAUUUUUGUUAGGAAGUGUGAGGUUGUGCAAUUUAUAUUCUGACACGUUUUUUUAUAUUAUUUCGAUGUCUGCUGUUUCAUUUAACCCAUAAGCAUUAUUACUGGCUGUAAUACGAACAUAUCGCGCUUAUAAGCAUUCUGCAUUCCUCAAAAUUUAGUAAAAAGAAAAACAAUAAAGAUUCAUAAGUUGAUAAAUUAA
Molecule: messenger RNA, 2517 nt
Organism: Exaiptasia diaphana
Lineage: Eukaryota; Metazoa; Cnidaria; Anthozoa; Actiniaria; Aiptasiidae
Product: heat shock protein HSP 90-alpha
Exons: 6
Coding region: 1-2181 (726 amino acids)
Biological process (GO): protein stabilization; protein folding; cellular response to heat
Cellular component (GO): protein-containing complex; perinuclear region of cytoplasm; cytosol
Molecular function (GO): ATP binding; ATP hydrolysis activity; ATP-dependent protein folding chaperone
Source: RefSeq, a predicted model, not a curated record